Messenger RNA from Thamnophis elegans (Western terrestrial garter snake), 1570 nucleotides. Its product is annotated as secreted frizzled-related protein 2-like. The record is from RefSeq and is a predicted model, not a curated record. Lineage: Eukaryota; Metazoa; Chordata; Lepidosauria; Squamata; Natricidae. Bases 71 to 949 code for a protein of 292 amino acids. Gene Ontology annotation, biological process: non-canonical Wnt signaling pathway; canonical Wnt signaling pathway; negative regulation of canonical Wnt signaling pathway. The transcript has 4 exons. Gene Ontology annotation, molecular function: Wnt-protein binding.
UCCCGCAGUCGGAUCGCAGCCCGCGCGGCUUCCACGCGAAGGAGCUUCUCAGGCGGGCAGGUUCCAGGUGAUGGCCGCCCGGGCUCCCCUCCUGCUCCUCCUGCUGGCCCUCUGCGGCUGCUGCAGCGCCUCCUACCCACAUCACCCGGUGCAGCUGAGCUCGCGCCGCAGCGCCUGCAAGCCGGUGCCCAGCAGCAUGAGCCUGUGCCACGGGGUGGGCUACAGCGAGAUGCGGCUGCCCAACCUGCUGGGCCACGACACCAUGAAGGAGGCCCUGCAGCAGGCGGCCUCCUGGGUGCCCCUCUUGACCAAGCAGUGCCACCGGGAGACCAAGAAGUUCCUCUGCUCGCUCUUCGCCCCCGUCUGCAUCAGCCAGGUGGAGGAGCCCAUCUUCCCCUGCCGCUCCCUCUGCGAGGCCGUCCGGGACAGCUGCCUGCCCGUCAUGGCCGCCUUCGGCUUCCCUUGGCCCGAAAUGCUCAACUGCAGCCGCUUCCCUGGGGGCAACGAGCUCUGCAUCCCCCCGGUGGGCCCCGAAGACCAGGAGCAGCCCCCGCGAGAAGAUGCCGCCGUGUGCCCAGCCUGCCUUGAUUCUGGGCCAAGUGAGAAGGAUUUCUUGGAGAAAGUCUGCAACCAGGAUUUCGCUCUGAAGAUGACCAUCAAAUCCUUCUCCGGCGUCGGGGGUGACCUGAAAGUCGUCCCGGAGCUCCGCGGCCGGACCCUUUACAAGCAGGCCAGCUGGUCCGAAGAGGAGCGGAAGAAGCCGGUCCUGUGGCUGCCGGAGGGCGAGGCCUGCUCCUGCGAAGAGCUGGCUGGGGGGCCGGGCACGGUAGUCCUGGCCAUGGGGCACCGUCUCAGCAACCGCCUGGUCCUCUCCUGGGUCCGGAGGUGGAAGCACGGGGAGAAGGAGCUGAAGAGGUUCUCCAGGGCGGUGCGGAAGCUGCAGUGUUAGCGGGGGGGGGGCUCCUCGAUGCCCAUCAUCCUCUGCCCGCUGUGGACCCUCAGGGUGGAAGUCGGGCCUGCCCCAAACCUUGCAGGCAACCGGUUUUCCCAGAUCGCAGCCAAACUGGCACCAUGGGAGCAGCUGGCAAACUACGAGGAACGGAGCGUUUCUGCUGUGGCGCUACAGAGAAGGGGAGGGGGGGGGGUAAUAAAGGUAGUCCUUGACUUACAGGAGUUCAUAUAGUGACCGCUCAAAAUCACAACAGAAUUGAAAACCUGUCCUAUGACCAGAGGGGGGAUCCUACCGCUUUUCGGCUGAGUAAGGAGCAACUCAGCCGCCCACAACGCCCAAGCGGUUCUCGGCGCAUUUCGGUUUCUGCUUCUGCGCAUGUGCAGGAGCCAUUUCUUCACUACUACGCGUGCAAAGCACCGACAGUGUGUCCCUGAGCAAUCUGGCAGUAAAAGAAUCCGGAACCCAACCCCUGGCUACGACCUUUGGUGCAGAGGAUGGGCAAUUGGUUCAUACUUACGACGGCUGCAGGGUCCCAAGAUCACUCGAUCCCUCUCAAUGGGGAAUCCAGAUUCACUUAACAGCCGGGUGACUAACUUAUCAGUGAUUCACUUAACAACU